CAUCCAUCCAUCCACACAUCCAUCCAUCCAUCCACACAUCCGUCCAUCCACAUGUCCACCCAUCCAUCCACAUAUCCAUCCAUCCAUCAUCCAUCCAUCUAUCCAUCCACACAUCCAUCCAUCCAUCCAUCCAUCCACACAUCCAUCCAUCCAUCCACACAUCCGUCCAUCCAUCCACACAUCCGUCCAUCCACAUGUCCAUCCAUCCAUCCACAUAUCCAUUCAUCCAUCAUCCAUCCAUCCAUCCAUCCAUCCACACAUCCGUCCAUCCAUCCACACAUCCGUCCAUCCACAUGUCCAUCCAUCCAUCCACAUAUCCAUUCAUCCAUCAUCCAUCCAUCCAUCCAUCCACACAUCCAUCCAUCCAUCCAUCCACACAUCCAUCCAUCCAUCCAUCCAUCCAUCCACACAGCCAUCCAUCCAUCAUCCAUCCACACAUCCAUCCAUCCAUCCAUCCACACAUCCAUCCAUCCAUCAUCCAUCCAUCCAUCCACACAUCCAUCCAUCCAUCCAUCUAUCAUCCACCCAUCCAUCCAUCCAUCCAUCCAUCCACACAUCCAUCCAUCCAUCAUCCAUCCAUCCUUUCAUCUGUCCAUCCAUCCAUCCCAUGGUUAUUGA
Lutra lutra (Eurasian river otter) is the source of this 618-nucleotide messenger RNA. RefSeq names its product guanine nucleotide exchange factor subunit RIC1-like. Lineage: Eukaryota; Metazoa; Chordata; Mammalia; Carnivora; Mustelidae. The transcript has a single exon. The record is from RefSeq and is a predicted model, not a curated record. The annotation marks the transcript as partial.